This is a messenger RNA of Naegleria gruberi, 1326 nucleotides long. RefSeq lists its product as uncharacterized. NCBI's taxonomy places the organism in Eukaryota, Heterolobosea, Eutetramitea, Acrasida, Naegleriidae. The record is from RefSeq and is a predicted model, not a curated record. The transcript is spliced from 3 exons. The coding region runs from base 1 to 1326 and encodes 441 amino acids.
AUGGGACAAAGAGGUUCAAAGGGAACGAAUAAUAACGGAAAGAGAGGAUCAACACGAUCCACCACGACCACAACAACAAAUACAACAAAUACUGUUGCUAGUAUUCAAAACGAUCCACAGGACUUUGAAAAAGGCAUUGAAUUUAUAAUAGAUAAAUUAAAAAACAAUGAAAUAUAUAGAGCAAGACUCCAAGAUAUUAAUAUUAUGAGGCAAUUUGCUGAAGUUCUUGGUACAGAAGAUAAACUCCAAACAACCUAUUUAACUACCAAAUGGUUAGAUACUGUUGAUCUUGCCAGGAAGAUGUUACAACAAUCAAAGACUUUAGUGGAGGAUGAGGAAUUAUCUAGAAGUGGACAUUCAGGUAUGAAAUCAGUUGUACCAGCCAGUACAGCUGCUUCGGAUGUGAAUCAAAUCAACAAGACACCAUCAGAAAAUGUUGGAGGUGACUUUGAUGAUGAUGAUGAUAUUAUCAAUGAGGAAGAUAUUCGUUUGGGAGAAAAGGAUCCAGGAUUGAACAAGAUUUUAGAACAAAAUACUGUUAAAGUUAAGAUUGUCAUUUCUGAAAUUGCCAAGACUAAAGGAAAGAAGGCAUUCAGAAGAAUGUUGUCUCCUGUUUUGAGCAAAUUGGAUAUGUUACCAGAGUUGGGUAUGUUCCACUCUGCUCUUCAAAUUGGACCUUGGUUAAUUGAAUGGAACAAUUCUGCUAUUUGUGUUCCAAGAAAAUGUGUUAGCUCUGCUGCCAUGCUAUCAGCAGAUAUUGAACAACUCCAAACCAAUGAGGAUGUUAGAAAUGUUGUAGAGAAAUUGAGCAAAGUUAUUGUAAAGUGGAAUACUAGUAUGAGUUAUAAGGAAAGAGAUACAGAACCAGGAAAGAGUGGAAAUUGUCAAGAUUUUGUGGAUGAUGUUCUGGUUUCAAUUGGACUUUCAAGAGAUAGCCUAUCACAAGGACCUCUUGGAGAAUUCCUUAAAAAACUCAAAACAAAGGGACAGAGUGAUUUGGUUUUCAAAAUGAAUGAACAAUUCAGAAAAGCAUUUAAUUUUGCUGAAAACAAAAAGAAAUUUACUACCCACAGAGAUUUGGACGAAUUUGUUAAAGGUUUACUGACUAUUGAUCCAGAUUUCGAAAAGAACUACCGAUAUGAAUGGCUAUUCCUCAAAUCAAUGGAUCGUGCAUUCUGGCUGAAACAUAUAAAAUUUGAGGAAAUGGAAGAAUACAAGCCUGCUUCAAGGGAGGCUGUAGAUGAGGAUGAUGAGGUUAUAUUAAUCACAGACUGCCCAUUCAAAGAUCCAAGAGAUACCUAUUCUUUCAUUUAUGACGACGAAUAA